GUUUUAAAUUGACAUGUGUGUCCAUUAAUUAAAAUUGCAAGGCUGUAUGAUGUAUCAAUGAUAAGUAGUGUGGUUCUUUAACGAGCCAGAAAAUUAUUAUAUUAUUUUCUUUAGGUAAAUCUCCCCAACUCAAACAUUUUUUUCCGUCAGAUCCUUAAUUAUUAAUUUAUAUAAAUAUUUUUUUUUCUUCGGGAAAGUGACGUAUUUAUCCAGUCGAUCUUAUAAAAUCACAGCUUUGAUAGUAACCUCUGAACGCAACCUCGGCCGCUAAGGCACGUUGAUCUCGUGUCGAAAGUGCGGAAACAGGCCCUGUCCGCAGUUAACUUGAGCGAAUCUGCCUACAACCUUCUCUGAACUACAUUUACCAUAACCAGUGUCAUUGAGAAACAUGGCGGCCUCCUCAGGAUCAGCAAACGCUUCAGACUCCGACUUAAAAGACCUAGAUUCGGUUGGUUCUGAUAUGGCCGCUUCCACCAUUCAGUACAGCAUGGUUCUGGAGCAUCUUAUAGGAGACAAGAGAACCGUGAAGGACCUCAACCCCGGCGUGAUGGGGGGCCUGCCGGUUCCUGCUAAGAGCGACGAGCAGAAGAUGAUCGAGAGAGGAAUGGAGAGCUGCGCCUUCAAGUCAGUCCUGGCCUGUGUGGGAGGGUUUGUCCUCGGAGGAGCGUUUGGGGUUUUCACAGCUGGCAUCGACACCAACGUUGGCUUCGACCCCAAAGAUCCUUUAAGAACCCCGACAGCCCGAGAAGUCCUGAAGGACAUGGGUCAGAGAGGGAUGUCGUACGCCAAGAACUUUGCCAUCGUGGGAGCCAUGUUCUCCUGUACAGAAUGCAUCAUAGAAUCACACAGAGGCAAAUCAGACUGGAAGAACGCAGUUUACAGCGGCUGUGUAACCGGAGGAGUCAUCGGAUUUCGAGCUGGACUGAAGGCAGGAGUUCUUGGAUGUGGAGGGUUUGCUGCGUUUUCUGCUGCCAUUGAAUACUACUUACGCUGAGUCAGAGACUCUUAAAGACAAGGACUUCACUGCUGCACACGCAGUCGGAUCGAGAAGCUGGGCCGCGUUGAGAAUAAGGAGACUUCUGUGUUCAUUUUAUGUGAACUGAAGCAAAGUGAGGCCAGCUCAUGUGCAAGAGCUCCAGAAACAGCUUCAGACGGCUUCAUCUGCGAGCAACGUGUCUGGAUGGAGACAAACACAGAACCACAUGUUUAUUCACAUGGAAACUAUAAAAUAUAUGUCCAUAAACUAUUUGUUACCCUAAAAA
Messenger RNA from Oryzias melastigma (Indian medaka), 1262 nucleotides. RefSeq names its product translocase of inner mitochondrial membrane 22 homolog (yeast) (gene timm22). Gene Ontology annotation, cellular component: TIM22 mitochondrial import inner membrane insertion complex. NCBI's taxonomy places the organism in Eukaryota, Metazoa, Chordata, Actinopteri, Beloniformes, Adrianichthyidae. Gene Ontology annotation, molecular function: transmembrane protein transporter activity. Bases 389 to 994 code for a protein of 201 amino acids. The record is from RefSeq and is a predicted model, not a curated record. The transcript is spliced from 5 exons. Gene Ontology annotation, biological process: protein insertion into mitochondrial inner membrane.